Molecule: messenger RNA, 4235 nt
Organism: Dermacentor albipictus
Lineage: Eukaryota; Metazoa; Arthropoda; Arachnida; Ixodida; Ixodidae
Gene: ksr
Product: kinase suppressor of ras
Biological process (GO): protein phosphorylation; Ras protein signal transduction
Cellular component (GO): cytoplasm
Molecular function (GO): ATP binding; protein kinase activity
Source: RefSeq, a predicted model, not a curated record
AUUCUCGCCAGCCACAGUGCUUUGGUAAUGGCGGGCAUGGUAUAGUGGAGUGGGUGACGAUGGGAGAACUAAGUGAUGGUUACAAAGCUGUCUUACCACCGGGCCCAACAUGCUGUCAUGAUGUGUGGUCGUCCAGUAGCGCAAACCACUUACAAGUAGCAGCCAAGUCGCCAUGGCCGACGCCGAGGCAGAGAACAAAGUAAAAAGUGCCAUUGAAGUCUGCGCCACAGCACAAGCGAUGAUUGAUAUUAAUUCCGAGCAUCUCGAAGGUCUUCGAACACGGUGUGAGACCAGCGCAGAAUUAACGCAACAUGAAAUACGAGCUCUCGAAACAAAACUCGUCAAGCUAUUCAGCCGCCAAGUACUGGCGAAACAAAAGUGCAGUGAAUGUGAAAAUGCUUCGGAACUCAAGAACUACCCAAAACUGGUCCUGUGGCUCAAAGUUGUUGGUCUUACGCCCAACUCUAUUCAGGGGCUGUCCAACAAGUUCACAACAUUCGAUGACAUGCUUGAGAAGCCUGAACAAGAGAUCAAAGGCUACCUUAAUGAUGUCAGUGCCCGGGAAGAGGAGAAACGGCGAUUCCUCAUUGCCAUGCGCAACCUCAAGACCUAUACUGAACGGCAACUUCAAGGCGUGGCACCAAGUGCCGACACCGACCUGCACUGGGACUCGUGGGAUCGGGCCGGUGUGUCUCAGCUGCCCCGACGCACACACACAUCAGUGCCCUCUGAGGAGCUAUGCUCUUCUUUCGGUGGCACGCACUUGGCCCCUUUUGGAGGCACCCUACGGCCUCCUACAACGCCCCCUGCAUCUCGGAGGAGAGUAGGUGCUGGCGGCAGUCCCAGUGGGAGCCUUGUAGCCCUGCCCGAUGCCCUGCCGCCCCUGACCAAGAGCCGUUCUCAUGAGGCGCACCUCGAAAACAGACUCGACCUGGGAUCAGACAACAACAGUGUAGCGUUGCGGCAGCCCCCCACACUGCCGAACGAUGGUGGAUUACGGAGACGCCUCGCCACAGAGCCUGGACUGGAACUGGCCAACUGCUCACCACUUUCGCCAAGUCGAUCGCCACCAUUUGUAUCCCCUGACCAGCAGGGAGAUUCGUGCUUUGUGGAUGAGCCUGCCACUCAACCUGUUGUUCCCAGGUCUCCACGAAUGCAUGGAAUGGCCCAUGCUAUUCACCACAGGUUUACAUCUAGCGUCAAAGUCACCACCUGCCAGCAGUGUGACAAGGCCAUGUUCUUUGGUUACAAGUGCAAGGAAUGCAAGUUCCGAUGCCAUCGUGACUGUAUGGAGAAAGUGCCUCCCUCGUGCGGAUUGCCAAACGAACUGGUGGAUGUCUUUGCAGAGCACAUUCAGAAAGGAGGCAUGCAGUCCCCCAACCAUGCAGCGGCACACCUGGGCAACAGUCCCUUGCAUGGAGGCAGUAGUUUGCGCUCCGAGGGGAGCCGCGGGGGGCGGCCCGCCAUCUGCCUGCCCCCGUUUCAUGGUGCAGGGGGCCCCGACUCGUCUUCCUCGUCCUGCAACUCAUCGACGCCCUCGUCGCCGGCCUUCCUCAUGGCAGCCUCGCGGCAGAACACGCCUUCCUCGGCCUCCCGCCCACAGCAGUUCCAUUUUCCUGAGAUCUUGUCUUCUGAAAAGGAAUUAUCGGCUCCAGUAUCAUCGCUUGUCCAGUCUGACGUGGUGGAAACGAUUAAGUCCACAGACAGUGACAGGACAGUGUCUGGUACAUCGGGAUCUGGAAGCAUAAGCACGGAUUCUGAGAAAACACUGGCCUCAACAAGAGUGGACUCGCAGGACAGUCAAGUCUCGGAUUUGGAUCCGACUGACAGGCUCUGGCCGCGGCAAAAUAGUCUUUCUUUGCGGGAGUGGGACAUUCCUUUUGAUGACGUCCAAAUCAAGGAAAAGAUUGGUGAAGGCCGCUUCGGGAGCGUCUACAAGGGCAGUUGGCACGGAAGUGUUGCUGUGAAAAUGCUCAAUAUGGAUCACAUAGAUGACAGGAAAACGCUGGAAACAUUUAAGCAAGAGGUUGCAACCUUCCGUAAGACGAGGCACGAAAACUUAGUCCUCUUUAUGGGUGCCUGCAUGAAGCCACCAAAGCUUGCUAUCAUCACGAGUUUAUGUAAAGGCAUGACCUUGUACAGACAUAUUCAUCUACGAAAGGAUAAGUUCAACCUCAACAGGAUUAGUGGCAUAGCCCUGCAGAUUUGCCAGGGGAUGGGCUACUUGCAUGCCCGGGGCAUAGUUCACAAGGACCUCAAGACGAAAAACAUCUUCUAUGAAAAUGGGAAAGUGGUAAUCACCGACUUUGGCCUCUUCUCAGUGACCAAGCUCUGCCAAGGAAACCGGAAGGGAGACUGGCUGACGAUUCCCCAGGGUUGGCUCUGCUACCUGGCCCCCGAAGUAGUACGUUGUCUACGAGCAGGCAACCAGCAUGACACUGAUGACCUCCCUUUUGCCACCGCCUCCGACAUCUAUGCCUUUGGGACGGUAUGGUACGAGCUGUUGUGUGGGGAAUGGCCCUUCCGAGGUCAACCUUCCGAGUCCAUCAUCUGGCAGGUGGCCAAGGGCAUAAAGCAGUCACUCGCCAAUAUCCAAGCCUCACAAGACAUCAAGGACUUCCUGAUGGUGUGCUGGUCGUACAAGCCCCAGGAUCGGCCGGCAUUUGCCAAGCUGCAGGUGCAGCUGCAGAGGCUGCCCAAGAAACGUCUCGCCCGGAGCCCGUCGCACCCGACUCACUUGUCUCGCUCGGCCGAGUCGGCAUUUUAGGUGCUGGCCAUGACUGGCGCUUCCUCGUUCCUUCUACUGUGCUCUACCUUCAUGACCUCCUUAUCAUUUGACGACCUCUCAAAAACAGAUAUGUUUGACGUGUAGCUAAGCUGCCUAGACACAAUAAUGCUCAUUAUUUAUAAGAAGGAAGCUUUACCUCCAGAGCUCCUGAGUACAUGGGGAGGGAGAAAUUGUUUUCCUUGGCAUUUGCUUCACCAAUUUUAAUUAGGUUUGUUGCAUUUUAAUAGUAAAAGUUAGCCUGCCAACUGUGGGAAGCAGAGUUUUAUUUACGCUGUCAACUUUCUUACAAAAAAAAAAAGAAUGUUGAAAAUCACGAAAUCGAUGUAACUCAAGCACAUCGUUUAAAACUCUGUAGCUUGGCAAUAAACAGUGAUAUCACAGUUCUGUAAACUGUUGUUAUUAAUACAUCUAAAAUGGAUGAAAUUGGUGCAUUAUGUACCACUCUGAAAUAUACACCACUAAUUUGUUACUUUUACAAAACGCUCCUAAAUAUGGUAAUAAUUUCGCAUAAACUGUAAAUUCAGUUAAAUCUGUUCGUUUUAGAUGCUUUAACAGAUAUGGCUUACAAGACUGCAAUAUCUGUUUUUGGAGCAUUGUUACGGACUUUCUUUGUCUGCUUUAUUUUUUAUGCUUAACAAUUUUUGAAGACCUCUUUAUGAAAAUAUUUGAGGCCCUAAAUAAAAACUUUUCUUCUUGCAGUUAGCAGAAUAACGGUUUCUCUCUGAAAUGCAACAAAGUUCAUUGAAAUUGGUCUGGCAGUUGUCUAAUCAGGGCACUUGUGCAUUUCACGUUUAGGUAUUUGAAUGGAGAAAUUGGAGUUUGCCUCAUGGUAGAGCUUCCCCUUAAGGUGCCUGUUAAAACGACACUAAUAGGGGGGAAGUGCUGAGUCAUUUUAGGAAAACAGGACACUGGAUGAUUUGUUAGUUUGUAAUCACUGGCUGUGAAAACAAGUGAUGACAAAGGAGAGGUACAGUAGAAACUUAAUGAAACAAACUUAGAUACAUUCAAACCGCAUUAUAAUUAAAGUCACAUCUGACACGAAAAUAUGUUUGUUAUAUGUUAUAUCCAUUAUGAGCAUAUAUUUGUUACUUGAUAAUAUUGAUAAAAGUAGAUUUCAUUUAUUUAGUUAUGUUCUAUAAUUGGUUAAGUCCAUGUUAUUUGUAUCUAGGUCCAACUUGUAACAAAUUAUUGAAUACAUAUAGUGAAGUUAGCCUUAAGCAUAUCAGCAUGUAACGAAUAUGAGAUACAAUAAACGUAUUAGGUACUGCGGAUGUGACUUUAUUAUGAAAAGGUUCAACUGUACAAGAUCAACAGGACACAGCAACUCUGCAGUCUUGCCAGUUUGUCUUUCCUUUGAUAUCAUUUGUUGGCACAGUGGACAGUCCCGUCAUUUCUUGCGUAUUGCCUUUGUGGUCAUUUAUUUGCACUGAGGUUGUUGUGAACUAAG